AUGGCCAACAACCGUGUCCCCAUCAAUUAUCAAACGCCUCCGUUCCCAUCGCUCUACGAUCCCUUUCCCCGUCGCAAUGGUGUCGCUUACUACCUGUACUAUACCCGCGACAUCUGGCGCUUCACACUAUACUGGACCUUGAUUUUCUACGCAGCCAGCCACAUAUUGGUCGCUGCUUUUGCGCUAUUGAUGCAAGGCCGGAAUUGGCGGAUCUGCCUGGCCGUUCCGAUCAUUUAUGUUGCUAUCGCGGGCUUGGAGGCGCUGAUGGCUGGAAGCAUCAUCGGUCUUGUGUAA
Messenger RNA from Aspergillus melleus, 294 nucleotides. RefSeq lists its product as uncharacterized. The record is from RefSeq and is a predicted model, not a curated record. NCBI's taxonomy places the organism in Eukaryota, Fungi, Ascomycota, Eurotiomycetes, Eurotiales, Aspergillaceae. The transcript has a single exon. The coding region runs from base 1 to 294 and encodes 97 amino acids.